Messenger RNA from Ornithodoros turicata, 1077 nucleotides. Its product is annotated as juvenile hormone acid O-methyltransferase-like. The transcript is spliced from 4 exons. Bases 1 to 936 code for a protein of 311 amino acids. The record is from RefSeq and is a predicted model, not a curated record. Lineage: Eukaryota; Metazoa; Arthropoda; Arachnida; Ixodida; Argasidae.
AUGGUUCAAUCCGGGUUAGCACGCGCGGCUUCAACACUCUCAUCUCGUGAGGAUACCAGGCUUGGCGAGGCCGCUCAACUGCGCCGAGGAUCCAACCAGGCUAUACAGAGACAGAAGAUCUUCAUUCAACCUCAUGUCUACAGCACGCGACACUCCAUUCAAACUGCCCAUAACAUUCAGGUACUCGACGAGUUGAGCUCCGCUUUUAAAGCGGGUGACGGAAAUCAACAGUACCUGGACAUCGGAUGUGCCAAUGGAGACUUCACGCGGGAUGUUCUUCUCAACAAGUGUGGGCCUUGUAAACGGAUAGUCGCUGUAGAUAUUUCCGGAGAUAUGAUAAGGUACGCCAGAGAACACUCAUCUCAUCCUAAGCUCUUGUACGAGGAACUGGACAUCGGUGGUGACGUGUCCUCGUUCAGGAAGGAGUACGGGAGCUUUCACCGUAUUUACUCUUUCUACGUGCUUCACUGGUUGAAGGAUCAAGCUCGAGGAUUUAAGAAUAUAGCCGACCUGCUGGCACCUGGCGGGGAAUGUUUGCUGUUGUUUUGUGGGAAGGCGAAAGUAUUCGACGUUUGGGAGGAGCUCGCUGGAACCGAACGCUGGAACUCUUAUGCGGAGGAUCUCCUCAAUGCUAUCCCGCAAAGUCACUACAUGGAAGACCAGGACGCGUACGUCUCCAAGCUCCUAGAGUCUGCUGGACUUAAAGCCCACACGAGUCAAGCACUCGCGAAGAUGCUGCGGUUUCCUUCAGAACAUGUUUUAAACGAAACACUGAAGGCAGUUCUGCCAAUCUCAAGCUACGUUAAUUCCGAAGACAGAGAUGAACUGCUUGAAGACUUCCUUGCAAAAGUAAUUACCGCCAGUAGCAGGGAGGCGUCGGGUGCCGUAUGUUUCUUCACGUCAUAUUUCCUUGUUCACGCUUACAAGCCCAAAUGAAGAUAACGUUGUCGUACACUAUAUGUCGUGCAAGGGAAGAAUUUGUUUCAGAAUAAAGACGAAGUCAACAGUGCAGUUGAGCUGUGGUAUCUGCUAGAUAAUUACCACAUACGGACCGUAAGGUGGUUUAUCGAGAGAUAA